AUGAAAUCAUCCAAUAACCUUGUUCAUGUUGGUUUGCAAACAAAUAAGCUAAAUUCUAUCACCAAGCAAAGUGAAACUGGAAACGAUCCAAAGGGCAUAAACGGAAAAGCAAAUCAUGCAAGUGGCAGUGAGGAUGGUAGUGCAAAAGGCAAAGCAAAAGGUAUAAAGGGUGGUGAUGACAUUGGAACCUACACAUAUUUAAAAGUCUCCUAUUCACUUGAUGAUAAUGGAUCGAGUGAUUAUGUUGCCUUUUCUGAAAGGGUACUGAUGUUGUGGCUUUCCAGAAGCCAAUUCUACCAAUGUGCUUUUUCCAGGCUAUGGGGAGCAUCUAAAGAUUUGGUUUAUUUGCUUGGAUUAUGCAAUGAAUAA
Lactuca virosa is the source of this 369-nucleotide messenger RNA. The record is from the annotation of a GenBank genome assembly. Lineage: Eukaryota; Viridiplantae; Streptophyta; Magnoliopsida; Asterales; Asteraceae.